Piliocolobus tephrosceles (Ugandan red Colobus) is the source of this 3875-nucleotide messenger RNA. RefSeq names its product calpain 10 (gene CAPN10). Gene Ontology annotation, cellular component: cytoplasm. Gene Ontology annotation, biological process: proteolysis. The transcript is spliced from 12 exons. Lineage: Eukaryota; Metazoa; Chordata; Mammalia; Primates; Cercopithecidae. Gene Ontology annotation, molecular function: calcium-dependent cysteine-type endopeptidase activity. The record is from RefSeq and is a predicted model, not a curated record. Bases 1425 to 3443 code for a protein of 672 amino acids.
GAACCUGAUUCAGUUUCUCCUUCAACAGCAGGGACUUUUCACUCCUGACUGCAGAAAAACAGCUUCAAUGUGACCAUCCUUCGUAGCCCGAGGCUGGGUAAAACGGCCUGAAGAGGCAAAAUCCGAAAAGCUCUAUUAGUUGGCAAACUGCCGUCACUAGAAGAGUUGAGGCCCCUUCUCCUCCCCUGCCUGGCCUUCAUUCCUGGGAAUGGAACAGGUUCUUGCGGCAAGCGUGAAUCCUCGAGCAGGUCCCAGGAUCACGAUCCUCACCUCCCCGCGGCACUGAGUGGCUACAGUUGCAAAUGUGCGUCCACAGGGUCACUGUCCAGCAACCAGGACCAGGUGCCUGGCCAUCUGGGGAUCGGAAGCAGCUCAGCGGGACGCUCUGGCCGCCUCCCCUGACCCCAGUUAAGAUGUAGAGCGUUCGACCUAAAACGCCUAGAAACAAAGGCCAGGCCCGGGAAGGUCCAACCACUGCGACGCCGCUCCCUCAAGCUCCUCCCUCAAAGCCGUCUCAUUUCCCGAAACUCCCAAACACAUCACAGAGAGAGGUGUUGGGCUAGGUGGUCACUCCCUUUUCCAGAACCACAGCAAGAAGUUGAGCCUGCUAGGCCCCUAACCAGAGCCCUGGGGCCUGGUGGGACGAAAAGCCCUAUUAGGUAGCAAACAGCUGUCACUAGUGGGGUUGAGGCCCCCUUCUCCCCUGCCUGACGACGACGGCGGCAGGCACUCGACCGGCGUUGCACAGCUCGCUACUCGCCUUCCCUUGCGCAAAUCUCGGUUACCCCCAACGACCCGCGGUCACCGCCUCCGCAGCAGAGCGCCGGAAACAGAGACGCGUUUCGGAAGGGAGGUGCAUGCUGGGAACGGCGCUGCAUGCUGGGAGCUGUAGUCUGCGACGCAACUCGGCCGAGGUGCGUCCCCGGUCCCUGAAGCUCCCAGAGCCCGCGUGUUCAGGCGGUCCUGACACCCCGGUCCGAGCCACACCUGCUGGAGGGCUAAACGCCUGCCGGCCCUCCGGGUAUGAGCGGAGGCCGUGACAGCCCUGGGCUCCGCCGCCCCCGGAAGAAAAAACUACAGCGCGGGCAGCUGCCCAGCCUCGUAAGAGCGGAGCUCGGGAACCCCGCCCCCUGGGCCUCCGAUGUCCGUGGCGCUUUCCGUCGCCCGAGUGCCAUUGGGCCGGCCUGUCACGUGACCCGAGGCCCCGCGCCCGGUUGGCUGCCGCCUGGUUACCAAUGGGAGACUAGCGGGCCGGCGUCCUGGCCUGGUCCAGCACCUGCGGGGCCCUCGGGUUUGGAGGGCUGAGCUGAGCGGGGAACGGUCGGGACGGGCCGGAGGCGGCGGCGGCGGCGGCGGACUCGCCUUCUCUCCGGGGCUGCGACCCCGAGGCUACCGGCUGCAGAUGGGAGCCCGCGGAGCCGAGGAUGCGGGCGGGCCGGGGCGCGACGCCGGCGAGGGAGCUAUUCCGGGACGCCGCCUUCCCCGCCGCGGACUCCUCGCUCUUCUGCGACUUGUCUACGCCGCUGGCCCAGUUCCGCGAGGACAUCACGUGGAGGCGGCCCCAGGAGAUAUGCGCCAUGCCCCGGUUGUUUCCAGAUGACCCACAGGAAGGGCAGGUGAAGCAGGGGCUGCUGGGGGAUUGCUGGUUCCUGUGUGCCUGCGCCGCCCUGCAGAAGAGCAGACACCUCCUGGACCAGGUCAUUCCUCCAGGACAGCCAAGCUGGGCCGACCAGGAGUACCAGGGCUCCUUCACCUGUCGCAUUUGGCAGUUUGGACGCUGGGUGGAGGUGACCACAGAUGACCGCCUGCCGUGCCUUGCAGGGAGACUCUGUUUCUCCCGCUGCCAGAGGGAGGAUGUGUUCUGGCUCCCCUUACUGGAAAAGGUCUACGCCAAGGUCCAUGGGUCCUACGAGCACCUGUGGGCAGGGCAGGUGGCGGAUGCCCUGGUGGAUCUGACUGGUGGCCUGGCAGAAAGAUGGAGCCUGAAGGGCGUAGCGGGAAGCGGAGGCCAGCAGGACAGGCCGGGCCCCUGGGAGCACAGGACUUGUCGGCAGCUGCUCCGCCUGAAGGACCAGAGUCUCAUCAGCUGCUCCGUGCUCAGCCCCAGAGCAGGUGCUCGGGAGCUGGGGGAGUUCCAUGCCUUCAUUGUCUCAGACCUGCGGGAGCUGCAGGAUCAGGCGGGCCAGAGCAUCCUGCUGCUGCGGAUCCAGAACCCCUGGGGCCGGCGGUGCUGGCAGGGGCUCUGGAGAGACGGGGGUGAAGGGUGGAGCCAGGUAGAUGCAGCGGUAACGUCUGAGCUCCUGUCCCAGCUCCAGGAAGGGGAGUUCUGGGUGGAGGAGGAAGAGUUCCUCAGGGAGUUUGACGAGAUCACCAUUGGCUUCCCAAUCACGGAGGCCGGCCACCUGCAGAGCCUCUACACAGAGAAGCUGCUCUGCCACACUCGGGCACUGCCUGGGGCCUGGGUCAAGGGGCAGUCAGCAGGAGGCUGCCGGAACAACAGCGGCUUUCCCAGCAACCCCAAAUUCUGGCUGCGGGUCUCAGAACCAAGUGAGGUGUACAUUGCCGUCCUGCAGAGAUCGAGGCUGCGUGCUGCGGACUGGGCAGGCCGGGCCCGGGCACUGGUGGGUGACAGUCAUACUUCGUGGAGCCCAGCGAGCAUGCCAGGCAAGCACUACCAGGCUGUGGGCCUGCACCUCUGGAAGGUGGAGAAGCGGCGGGUCAGUCUGCCCAGGGUCCUUUCCACGCCCCCCGUGGCUGGCACUGCGUGCCACGCAUACGACCGGGAGGUCCACCUGCGUUGCGAGCUCUCACCCGGCUACUACCUGGCUGUCCCCAGCACCUUCCUGAAGGACGCGCCAGGGGAGUUCCUGCUCCGGGUCUUCUCUACCGGGCGAGUCUCCCUUAGCGCCAUCAGGGCAGUGGCCAAGAACACCACCCCCGGAGCAGCCCUGCCUGCGGGGGAGUGGGGGACCGUGCAGCUGCGGGGCUCUUGGAGAGCCGGCCAGACGGCUGGGGGCAGCAGGAACUUUGCCUCAUACCCCUCCAACCCCUGCUUCCCCUUCUCGGUCCCCGAGGGCCCUGGCCCCCGCUGCGUCCACAUCACUCUGCAUCAGCACUGCCGGCCCAGUGCCACCGAGUUCCACGCCAUCGGCUUCCAUAUCUUCCAGGUCCCAGAGGGUGGCAGGAGCCAGGACGCGCCCCCACUGCUGCUGCAGGAGCCGCUGCUGAGCUGCGUGCCACAUCGCUAUGCCCAGGAGGUGAGCCGGCUCUGCCUCCUGCCUCCAGGCACCUACAGGGUCGUGCCCUCCACCUACCUGCCAGACACAGAGGGGGCCUUCACCGUGACCAUCGCAACCAGGAUUGACAGGCCGUCCAUUCACAGCCAGGAGAUGCUGGGCCAGUUCCUCCAGGAGGUCUCCGUCAUGGCAGUGAUGAAAACCUAACAGGGUGGCCACCUGUGCCAGCUCAGGGGACUGGAACACAAGGGCCUGACAGGUUCCCAGCAACUGGGCCGGCCAGCCUGGCACUGUGAGGGCUGGUCCUGAGUCUUGGCCUGCCUCCCAGCCCUGCCAGGGGGCUGCUGCCUAAGGGUCCACGGGAAGCCUCCAUCAUGAGAGACUCAGCCCUGGGGGCAAGCAGGUGCUGCAGAGGAAGGGCGGGAAGCUUGGUGGCUUCUGUCGCGCCUCUGAGACGGCAGAGACCCCAGGAUCCCAGAGCUUUCCAGGAUCCCUCCCAGAUCCUCCUCUGCUGACUCCACGCAGAAGCCUCACACCCACAGGGUAGGGCAACAGAUCUUCUUUAUAACUAUUUAUUGUUUGCAUCACUUUUAGGAUGUAACUUUAUAAAUAAACAUGAACGCUGAGGAUUUGCAGAUC